This is a messenger RNA of Octodon degus (degu), 2281 nucleotides long. It is a transcript of the gene Slc6a13, whose product is annotated as solute carrier family 6 member 13. The record is from RefSeq and is a predicted model, not a curated record. The transcript has 16 exons. Gene Ontology annotation, biological process: neurotransmitter transport; sodium ion transmembrane transport. Gene Ontology annotation, molecular function: gamma-aminobutyric acid:sodium:chloride symporter activity. The coding region runs from base 92 to 1990 and encodes 632 amino acids. Lineage: Eukaryota; Metazoa; Chordata; Mammalia; Rodentia; Octodontidae. Gene Ontology annotation, cellular component: plasma membrane.
GCCACACUUUAAAUAGCCAGCCCCUUCCUCUGGCCCCUAGAUAACUCUGCCCCCCUGACUGGACCUCUGGCGGCAACUUCACUAAGGUGGGAUGGAUAGCGGGGUCUCAGGCACAACCAGUAAUGGCGAAACAAAACCAGUGUAUCCAGCCAUGAAAAAGGCAAAGGAAGAUGACACUCUGGAGCGGGGGCACUGGAACAACAAGAUGGAGUUUGUGCUGUCAGUGGCCGGGGAGAUCGUUGGCUUAGGCAACGUCUGGAGGUUUCCCUAUCUCUGCUACAAGAAUGGGGGAGGUGCCUUUUUCAUCCCCUACCUCAUCUUCCUCUUCACCUGUGGCAUUCCUCUCUUCUUUCUGGAGACAGCACUGGGCCAGUACACGAGCCAGGGGGGCAUCACAGCCUGGAGGAAGAUCUGCCCCAUCUUUGAGGGCAUCGGCUAUGGCUCCCAGGUGAUUGUCAUGCUCCUGAACAUCUACUACAUCAUUGUCCUGGCCUGGGCCUUCUUCUACCUCUUCAGCAGCUUCACCACUGACCUGCCGUGGGGUAGCUGCCACCACGAGUGGAACACAGAGAACUGUGUGGAGUUCCAGAAGACCAAUGGCUCCCUGAAUGUGACCUCCGAGAAUGCCACCUCCCCUGUCAUCGAGUUCUGGGAGAGGCGGGUCCUGAAGAUCUCUGAUGGCAUCCAGCAUCUGGGGGCCCUGCGCUGGGAGCUGGUCCUGUGCCUCCUGCUCGCCUGGGUCAUCUGCUACUUCUGCAUCUGGAAGGGGGUCAAGUCCACGGGCAAGGUGGUGUACUUCACAGCCACCUUCCCGUAUCUCAUGCUGGUGGUCCUGUUGAUCCGAGGGGUGACACUGCCUGGGGCCGCCAAGGGAAUUCAGUUCUACCUGUACCCUGACCUCACACGCCUGUGGGAUCCCCAGGUGUGGAUGGAUGCGGGCACGCAGAUCUUCUUCUCCUUUGCCAUCUGCCUGGGCUGCCUCACAGCCCUGGGCAGCUACAACAAGUACCACAACAACUGCUACAGGAGCGUUGUGGUUCAUCUCACACCUGAGCCAAGCCAGUGGUGGGGAGGUGGAGCACAGUCAACACUUAGAAGUCACCUGGACUUGCCAGGGAGCCCUGCCCUGGCCUCUGUGAGGGCCCACGGCACCAGCUUCAUGGCCGGCUUUGCCAUCUUCUCCAUCCUGGGCUUCAUGUCCCAGGAGCAGGGUGUGCCCAUUUCCGAGGUUGCUGAGUCAGGCCCUGGCCUGGCUUUCAUCGCCUAUCCCCGGGCCGUUGUCAUGCUGCCCUUCUCUCCUCUAUGGGCCUGCUGCUUCUUCUUCAUGGUCAUUCUCCUGGGACUCGAUAGCCAGUUUGUGUGUGUGGAGAGCCUGGUCACUGCACUGGUGGACAUGUACCCCCAGAGGUUCCGCAGGAAGAACCAGAGGGAGAUCCUCAUCCUUGUGGUGGCUGUCAUUUCCUGCCUUUUGGGACUGGUCAUGCUCACAGAGGGUGGCAUGUAUGUGUUCCAGCUCUUUGACUACUAUGCAGCCAGUGGCAUGUGCCUCCUGUUCGUGGCCAUCUUUGAGUCCAUCUGUGUAGCUUGGGUUUAUGGAGCUGGACGUUUCUAUGACAAUGUGGAAGACAUGAUUGGCUACAAGCCAUGGCCUCUUAUCAAAUGCUGCUGGCUCUUUUUCACACCAGCUGUGUGCAUGGCCACCUUCCUGUUCUCCUUGAUCAAGUAUACGCCGCUGACCUACAACAAGAAGUACAAGUACCCAUGGUGGGGCGAUGCCCUGGGCUGGCUCCUGGCACUGUCCUCCAUGGUCUGCAUUCCUACCUGGAGCAUCUACAAAUUUGUCAGCCUCAAGGGCCCCCUCAGAGAGAGAGUCCGCCAGCUCUUGUGCCCAGCUGAGGAUCUGCCCCAGAGGAGCCAAGCAGGGCACCCCACCCCUGCCACACCCAGGACAUCUCUGCUUCAACUCACAGAACUGGAGUCCAACUGCUAAGGGCAGAUAGCACCUGUAGGCCUGGCUGGGGACAUCUGCAGGCCAUGGGCAGAAGGCCCCAUGUGCCUUUCUGCUCUCACCCUGGGCAGAUGACAGAGGGGUUGUUUUGGAGUUUGCCUUGGGAGCUGGGUGCCUCUCCUCCCCACUUCCCUGUUCCACCCAUGUGGUUGCCACCAAUGAAGGUGCCAGGGUGCAGAGUACCUUCUGAGGCAGCUUGGGGAGCCCGUGGGGGUAGUGGGGUGAGAGCAGCCAACUCUGGCCUCUUCCCUACAGUCCAUUAAAAUUCCAUCU